AUGAUUGGAUGGACCAAUCUCUCCACUUUUCGAGGCUGCCCUCCUCGUUGCCCCCCCUCCCUCUGUAUGACCAGGCCCCCCUGCAGCCCCUACGCCACCCCAGACACCCCCACCCCUCCGCCCCUCCCUCGACGUCGCCUCUGUCAAUGGGGAACACAAGCCACCUCCCACAACGUACAGGGACCCACUCACAAUCAUAGUCCAGUGUCUCCAGAGUUCUCCCAGCCCUCCCAGUUCACCCCCGAUGGAGGCAUCAGCAAACUACGACCUGUCCGUGCAGCACCUCCGCCCCCCAAGCAGAAACCUCGCAAACAGACAGAGAAGACUGAGGAGGUGGAGAUCACACUGGUGUGACAGACAGACAGAGAAGACUGAGGAGGUGGAGAUCACACUGGUGUGACAGACAGACAGAGGGACAGCAGAGCACAGACUUGGAUGACUGAACUUUGAACUGGGCUUCACCUCUAUAAGCUUUGAACCCUUGGAACCUCCCUUCAC
This is a messenger RNA of Salvelinus sp. IW2-2015, 498 nucleotides long. NCBI's taxonomy places the organism in Eukaryota, Metazoa, Chordata, Actinopteri, Salmoniformes, Salmonidae. The record is from RefSeq and is a predicted model, not a curated record.